Corticium candelabrum is the source of this 2243-nucleotide messenger RNA. Its product is annotated as GTP-binding protein 1-like. Gene Ontology annotation, molecular function: GTP binding; translation elongation factor activity; GTPase activity. The record is from RefSeq and is a predicted model, not a curated record. The transcript is spliced from 13 exons. Lineage: Eukaryota; Metazoa; Porifera; Homoscleromorpha; Homosclerophorida; Plakinidae. Gene Ontology annotation, biological process: translational elongation. The coding region runs from base 160 to 2082 and encodes 640 amino acids.
AAUAAAUAGAAUCGCGCGCUCAGUCUACACAUUGCUUGGAAGAGACCUAGGGAGGCAUGUAGUCCAUCUGCAGCUUGUCAGUAUUUCUCUGCAAUAGCAGACGUUCUUAGCUUUCAAUAUGAUUAUUCGGCUAGAAGGCUGUACGACUAGACUUUGGAUAUGAUGGAUCAGAAAGAAGAAUCAUUGACUGCAGCUGCAGUUGCAGCUGUGAUGACAACCGUUACCCCCAAAUCACCAACAGCAAACCAUGCAAUAGAUCGUCAAAGUUUCUCGGAGACGAAACGAAAGAGCAGAUCAAAACUACCAAGUAAAGGAGAGGAUGGAGGGCUCUUUGCACCUCUUGAUGUUGAUCACAUGACAAAUGGUAUCAAUGUCGAUGAUGACACAGUGGAUUUAAGACUUCAGUUGAUUGAGCCAUCGGCUGAACUGUUCGACGUGUUAAGAGAGCAACUAGCUGCUCGACUACGAGACGGACAUGGUGAAACGAUAUAUGAAGUCGGCUCAGGAGGUGGGUCGAAACGAGGAAUAACAUCCGAACAACUUGCGUUAUCUGAAGUGACUAUUAAGAAACUAGCUGCUGCUUGUAAUGCCAAUUUGGUGUUCUUACGGCAAUCGACUCAAGAAGAUGGUGAGGUGGCUUACUAUUUGAUACAAAGUCAACAAGAGGAAGAUGAUUUUAUUGAAGUUAGGGUUGCUGUUGUGGGCAACGUGGAUGCUGGAAAGAGCACCUUGCUUGGUGUGCUAACACACGGUGAGUUGGACAACGGACGAGGAUAUGCAAGAAAGAAACUUUUUCGGCACAAACACGAAGUCGAAUCCGGUCGAACCAGCAGCGUCGGCAAUGACAUACUAGGAUUUGAUCCAAAAGGAGGAAUCAUAAACAAGAGCGACGGUCAUGGUUCUAUUGACUGGCAGAAAAUCUGUCGGAUGUCGUCAAAGGUCGUUACGUUUAUUGAUCUAGCGGGACACGAGAAGUAUCUGAAGACAACCGUUUUUGGCAUGACUGGACACGCUCCCGACUUUUGCAUGCUGAUGGUCGGCUCUAAUGCGGGUGUCAUAGGGAUGGCAAAAGAACACUUGGGUCUUGCUCUGGCUCUCAAUGUUCCCGUCUUUGUUGUUGUAACGAAGAUCGACAUGUGCCCUCCUAACGUCCUCCAGCAGACGAUGUCGUUGCUCUGUCGCAUUCUCAAGUCGCCCGGCUGCCGAAAAAUACCGAUGAUAGUCUCCAGUGAAGAUGACGUCAUUACCAGUGCUCUCAACUUCACAUCGGAAAGGAUGUGUCCGAUAUUUCAAGUGUCCAAUGUGACCGGCGAAAACUUGGACUUGGUCAAGAUGUUUCUGAACUUGCUGUCGAGCAGGAUGGACGCGAACGAACACAAACCGGCCGAAUUUCUCAUCGACGACACGUACCAAGUUCCCGGUGUGGGUACCGUCGUGUCGGGGACAUGCUUGAGUGGAGUUAUCCGAUUGAAUGAUCCGAUGCAUCUAGGACCAGAUGGCGUGGGCUCUUUCCACCCUGUAGCAGUUCGAAGCAUUCAACGGAAACGCCUUCCUGUGUCUGAAGUUCGAGGAAGCCAGACGGCAUCGUUUGCUCUCAAAAAGAUCAAACGGUCAUUUGUACGUAAAGGGAUGGUGAUGCUGGCGAGGAGCGUUCAUCCAGCUGGUUGCAGGGAAUUUGAGGCUGAAAUUUUGGUGUUGCAUCAUCCGACGACUAUUAGUCCUAACUAUCAAGCCGUGGUUCACUGUGGGAGCAUACGACAGACAGCGACUAUUGUCAAGAUGGAUCUACCGCACAUGAGAACGGGCGACAAAGCUUUCUGUCACUUCAGAUUCAUCAAGAAUCCGGAGUAUCUUCGUCUCGACGAUCGGUUGAUAUUCAGAGAGGGACGAACAAAAGCCGUGGGUACAAUCACGAAGCUCUACCCUUACACUCCAACUGCUGGUGGGGCAGGUGCAGGAGCAACGGUCGUAGGCAGUGGAAAGGGUGCGUCGGGUCGUGGAGGGCGUGGACGUGGUGGCACUCGAAAGAACAAACAGACCGCUGCAGCACAAUCUUUGAUGAAGGAAGAAGGACAGACUUGAUCGACGAUGGACUAGUUUGUGAGUUCAUAGCAGUGACGUUCUUAUGUAUGGUUUUUAAGUGUAAACGUUUUAGUUUCUGGGCACCUGUACAGGAUGUUUGGCACGACGUCGUUUUAAGAGAGAAUUUAAUUAAUUGUGUAUUGAAUGUAUGUUUUCCCUGA